GAACCAAUGUUCACCGGCUGACGCGCCCGUUCCGGCGCGUGGGGAAGCCUGGCUUCGGCCACUCAGUACUUGCCGCUGCCGUGGGCGCGGGAUGGCAGGCGUGGAGCUGUUCUCGCACCCCGCGCUUCACACGCGCUACCGAGCUGGGCUCUGCUCCACCGCCGUGCUGGCGCUGCUGCUCAUCGCCGUGCUCACCUACGUGCCGCCGUUGCUGGUGGCCUACAGGAGCCACGGUUUCUGGCUGAAGCAGAAUGCGUACCGAGAGCAGCCGACGGUUCGGUUCCGGUACGAGGUGCUUUUCGUGGCCACCACCGGGCCUGGCCCGGGUAGCUUCCUGGCGUGGAGCACGUUCCCAGCUUUCAACCGUCUCCAGGAGGACCGACUGCGCGUCCCGCUCCUGUCGACUAGAGAAGAAGACAAAAAUCAAGAUGGCAAAAUGGAUCAGUUGCAUUUUAAAUUGGAGCUUCCGCUACGACCUACAGAGCAUGUAGUUGGUGUUCAGCUAAUUUUGAUCUUUUCCUACCACCUUUAUAGGAUGUCGACAUUCGUGAUGCAAAGCAUGGCUUUUCUUCAGUUUUUUUCUCCUGUACCGGGAUCUCAGCUCUAUGCGAAUGGAGACCUGAAACUGAACCAGAGGCAAUUACUUAACCAUUGUGGGCUAGAUACCAGAUACAAUGUGUCUGUGGUCAAUGGCACAAGCCCUUUUGCAAGUGACUAUGAUCUAAAAAACAUCAUUGCAGCGUAUCGAGAUAGAAAUGUGACGACAGUAUUUUCAGAUCCUAACCCCAUUUGGAUGACUGGAAGAGCAGCAAAUACGCCAUUUAUCGUUAAUGCCACUAUUCAUUACCCAGUGGAAGUUAUCUUAUAUCAGCCAGGAUUUUGGGAAAUGAUUAAAUUUGCCUGGAUCCAGUAUGUCAGCAUUCUCCUCAUCUUUCUUUGGGUGUUUGGUAGGAUUAAAAUGUUUGUGUUCCAGAAUCAGGUGUUUGCUACGACUCCAGUUUCGCCAAUUCUGCCAUUGUCUCCGGUAUUGUCCUACAAACAGCAUCAGUCCUGAGGAAAUGCCUGAAAACUUAAGAAAUGUGGUUUAAAAAUAAGUACCUGCUUUUUUUUCCUCUGUACAUUUUCCUUUUUCUUUAGAAGAUCAGAACCUUGUAAGUAUAUUCUGAGUAUGUUCUGUUCUUACUACAUCUUGUGAAUGCUACGUCUUGUCAUGAAAGGAUGUCAUUUUCUUUUUUUGAAGAUGUGCGUGUCUCUGUAUUUCUGUAGGAACUUUGGGACUGAAGUGUUUAAUUUUGAACAGUUAAAGAAGAACUUGGUUUUUGGUGGGUUUUGGUUGUUUUUUUUUUUUUCUCCAACAUGAUCGCACUUCAAAAAACAAAACAACAACAAAAACCAAACCCCAAACCAGAAUUCAGUGAGCUGCUUUUGAAUGACCUAAAUUUUGUUAAACCACAAAGACUGAAAAUAAUAUGACAACCAUCAUAAUAUGAGCUACUUGUACUGUGUUUUUAAUCAAUUCGUUAUUGCGUUAGGAUUCAGCUAAGGGCUACUUAUAUAUCCACUUGUGUGCUAUAAAAGGGAAAAAUAUAUCUAUCAUCUAUGGGGGAUGAGACUGUCACUCUUUUUUUUUUUUUUUUCCCCACGUUUCUGUAACCGUGGUUAUAAGUGUCCACUGACUUUGUUAUUAAAUUUGUUGAUGGAAAAAUUAAGGCAGAUUUGAGAAGCUGGGUUCUAGGUGAUGGUAUCUGCAAAAUUUGUACAGUCAUUUACUAUUGGCAAUAUUACUGUAAGCUAUUGGGAACAUUAAAACACAGAAGCAUAGCGUCUCACAAAGAAAACGUUAACAGACUACCAAAGAAACUUCAGAGUUCCAAAGCAAAUGAAUAAUUAUUUUCAGAAUGUAUAUGAUAAUUCAGAAUAGAGUAAUUCCUGCUGAAAACUGGAAGACUGUUCCUCAUUCUUGGAGGCAGGUGGGAAGGAUGACUUAAGCCCAGAAAGAGAAAACAGGCAAAUUUUUUUGUUUGUUUUCCUUUGGGGCUUAUGUUUCUGAAUUUGUUACUAUUCAAUUCUAGCAAAGCAGUUUUAUGGCAGGGGGAUUCUAAAACAUUUCUGGGUAUUAUUUAAUAAAAUUCUCUUGAACCAUGGUGUAGCUAAUAAAGGUGAAAGAAUAAUUUGCAGAGAA
This is a messenger RNA of Lagopus leucura (white-tailed ptarmigan), 2182 nucleotides long. It is a transcript of the gene TMEM231, whose product is annotated as transmembrane protein 231. Gene Ontology annotation, cellular component: ciliary membrane; ciliary transition zone. The transcript has 7 exons. Lineage: Eukaryota; Metazoa; Chordata; Aves; Galliformes; Phasianidae. The coding region runs from base 92 to 1054 and encodes 320 amino acids. The record is from RefSeq and is a predicted model, not a curated record. Gene Ontology annotation, biological process: cilium assembly; regulation of protein localization.